Symbiodinium sp. CCMP2456 is the source of this 1002-nucleotide messenger RNA. The record is from the annotation of a GenBank genome assembly. Lineage: Eukaryota; Dinophyceae; Suessiales; Symbiodiniaceae.
AGGACUUCGCUCAGCCAGUCCACCAGCAAGACGGGUGGCUUCGAAGAUCUCAGUCAGACGUCCAUGAUGCGGACGAGAUCAGUUCCAACUUUGGGAUCUCGCACGGUCGAGAAAUGGCCAGCAGCAGUGCAACCGCUGCCUCCUACCUGGCAUGUUUCUUCGACCUCUAGUUUGCCUGGCCUUGCAAAAUCCAGUUCGAAGGGUUCCCUUGGCUCGAAAACGGUAGCUGCCUCUGCUUCAUCUGAUGACCCGAAAGAAAAACAGAUCGAAGCAGCCUGCAGAAAGCUUUGGACGGCUGUGCAUGGCAGCGAGAAAUACAUCAAGGAUGAGAUUAAAAGGCUGCAGAAAGAAGAGCCUGGAGCAACUAAUCAGGCAUUUCUUGCCAAGCUUAACAAGGCCGAUAGUAGCUUUCCAUCUGUCAAGAAGGCUCUCAAGACAGGAGCGAAAAUCGAUUGGAGAAAUCCUGAGUGGGAUGGAGCAACGCUUUUGCUACGCGCAGCACGCACUGGCUCCCUGGAGCUUGCAAUGUUCUGCUUAUCGCAGCAAGCCAACAUCGCUGAGAAAGAUAACUCUGGAAGAGGCGUCUUGCACUGGGCAGCUCUGUCCGGCAACAAUUUCCUGAUGCACUACUUCCUGACUGAAUAUCGAGAACAACUCAACGUUGUCCAGGAAGAUGGUGGUGGUGACAGUCCACUCCAUCUCGGAGCAUACGCUGGUCAUCUUGGCGUCGUUCGUCUUCUUCUUGGAGCUGAUGCAAAGGAAACCCCCAAUGCUGGUGGGUUCACUCCAACACAGCUAGCGGAGGCAAAGCGUAUGUGGCAUGUUGUGCGACACCUCCGCGAGAAUCAGAACGAUGAUGUGGUGAAGGAACGCCUGGGCCACAUUCUGAGAUACAACAAGACGGAAGAGGCAGAGGAGGAGGAUAUUCCCAUGCGCGAACUGGUAUUUCGGCCGUGUGACAUUCACAAGGCGAACCAGCUCAUUGCCUUGAAGGAUGACUGA